Messenger RNA from Drosophila albomicans, 937 nucleotides. RefSeq names its product trypsin alpha-3-like. NCBI's taxonomy places the organism in Eukaryota, Metazoa, Arthropoda, Insecta, Diptera, Drosophilidae. Gene Ontology annotation, molecular function: serine-type endopeptidase activity. The record is from RefSeq and is a predicted model, not a curated record. The transcript has a single exon. The coding region runs from base 22 to 867 and encodes 281 amino acids. Gene Ontology annotation, biological process: proteolysis.
UGCAGUGCUUAAGCGCACACAAUGUCACAGAGGCUAAACAUGUUCAGCCAAGUCUUAGUGCUGCUAUCGGCAACAACUUUAUUCUUUAUUGUCGACGCUCAUAUUACGAAUGUAUGGCCGAAUUGGUUGAAAUUGAAGAAGAUUGGACCUGAUGGUCGGAUCAUUGGUGGAUUGGACACAACAAUAGAGACGACACCUUGGCAAGUGUCGCUGCAAAGCUAUGCUAUGCAUUUCUGCGGUGGAGCCAUCUACAGCAGCAACAUCAUCGUGACAGCUGCCCAUUGUGUGGACCACAAGGAUCCACGAACUAUUUCGGUGCGCGUCGGCACUAAUGCCCACAACAUCGGUGGAUCGAUAGUUAAUGUGUCGGCAAAGUAUGUCCAUGAAAAGUAUUCAGAUCCUGAAGUACUCAAUGAUGUUGCCCUCCUCUUGCUGAGCUCUCCCCUUGAAAUGAGUGACAGUGUUAAGGCCAUUCCACUGGCAAAGUCCGAACCAAAUGACGGAGCAGCAGUUCUUGUCUCCGGCUGGGGACGGACUGAAACGGAAUACACUCCGCUCAAUCUGAAAAGUGUUAGUGUCAACAUUGUUGGACGCGACAAAUGCGCUGAAGUCUAUGGCAUCACCUGCAUCACGAAAGCCACAAUCUGUGCCGCUUCCCCGGGAAAGGAUGCCUGCCAAGGUGACUCUGGUGGUCCGUUGGUUCAUAAUGGCAAGCUAGUUGGUAUCGUUUCGUGGGGCAAUGGUUGCGCUGAACCCAAUUAUCCCGGAGUCUAUGCAAAUGUUCCGACGCUUCGCAAAUGGAUUGUGAAGGCCGCGAAGAAAUUGGGUUCAAAACAUAAAUUGCGAGCAGAAAAUUACAAAAUGUGAAGAAAUCAACACAAAUGUGCUUAUAAAAAAUACAACUAUCAAUAAUAAGUUACUCUGUUCGAAAUCGUAA